Messenger RNA from Ostrinia nubilalis (European corn borer), 1555 nucleotides. RefSeq lists its product as uncharacterized. NCBI's taxonomy places the organism in Eukaryota, Metazoa, Arthropoda, Insecta, Lepidoptera, Crambidae. The record is from RefSeq and is a predicted model, not a curated record. The transcript has 7 exons. Bases 238 to 1269 code for a protein of 343 amino acids.
CUGUGCCAAAAGUGUAAUCGAAGGGCGAUUCGCCCGCCGCGCGCGAUUUCACGAGUGCCUAUCGCCGUCUACCGUCCCACUCUGUUGUUGCGCAAGUAUCGUCUGUCUCGCUCGGCUGGUUCAGGCCGCCACCUGAUAUCUAGUUCGCAUUUUCGCGGGUGUUUAGCCGAGAUAAGGUGGCAUCUUGACCGGGUAACAUUGCUUCAGCACAACACGAGCUCGACAUAAACCGCCAAAAUGUUUAAAAGUCAUUUAGAAAUGAUUGGCAGAAACGAGACGCCAUCAAAGAAAGCCAGAUUCUGGCAAUCUUUCGUGCGAUCUCUAAAAGGAUCUGAAGACAUCAGGGCCGAGGAGAGAUACAGGCCCACGCGCCGCAGCGUGUUCCCCGAACUCCUGUCCUCCUCCUACCCCUACAGCAAGUCGAUCUACGACGACCCCAUCGCCGCGGCCGAGAGGAUCACCGUCCCCGGCUACCGCUACCUGCCCGUCCACCGGGAGGUCUACGGCUACUCCCCACGCCCCAUCUACGCUCACAACUACUCGCGCUCCCUCGACCGGUACCGGCCAGUAUACCACGUGCCCAGGCGCGUGCGACGUGGCGUGGACCCCUUCGACGCGCACAAGGCGUGGCAGGACCACCUGGACAGGCUGGCCGCCAUCGACCGCCUGUACCCCUCUCGCUACGGCCUCUACCUGAAGGACAGGGCCUACCCCAUCACCGACCUGAGCGCACCCAUCACCGAACCCAAGAGCCUAAAAGGCAUCGAAUAUGAGCCCGACAACAAGCCGCACUGGGGAACAGGAGCGUGGCCAUCGAAGAUAUCGGACGUGUUCAAAACCGACCCAUUUUUCGCGGAAGCCGAAAGAUGGUCAGAUUUUGACCGCUCACUCCGAGGGAAGUCCCCGACUCCAGUGAAGCCGAGAAUAAGCCAACCUCGCGACUGCGAGGUGGCGUUUGAUGCCGACGGUGCUCCGCUGUACACCGCCGGCGGGCUCAGGCGCAGGCCUUGGGCCGACAUUUUCAACCCGAGCCCGUCCCUGCCGAUCUCGGCCAUCACUCGGGACCCCUUCUGGUACGACUGGCCGGAGCUCAAGCCCCUCGCGCGAUGGGACCGCAGCCCCUCUUACAUCCGCGACUCCUACCUGUCGCCAGUCAAACGCACCUUCCUUUGGGACAAGCACCCGAUCAGACCUCUAGAUUUAAUGGUGGCUGACGCGCUCACCGUGGAUGACCUAAGCAAGACUUUACCGUUCAUGCGUAGUCUAUAAAAUGCAAAUAUCCAGGUACCGACUCUACGUUCCUCACGUAGAUAGAGUCCCUUUUGAUAUCAGCACAUAUCCUAUGCAUUUUGUAGAGUUAAAUACGGUUGUUGUCACAGGAUGAAUGGAAUUGCCGUCGUUUGGCUGAAAAUAUGUUUGUAGUUUAAUUUGUUAAUGUCGAUCCAUGUGACAACAGCCUAAUUCAUGGCACCACAUCCUCAUUUCAAGUAUCAUAUUUUAUUAUCUCAAUGCAUCUACUUUUAGUGUUAAAGAAUGUUUGAAACCUUUUUCAAAA